Messenger RNA from Beauveria bassiana ARSEF 2860, 14763 nucleotides. Its product is annotated as ATPase protein. Gene Ontology annotation, cellular component: nucleus; preribosome, large subunit precursor. Gene Ontology annotation, molecular function: ATP binding; ATP hydrolysis activity. The coding region runs from base 1 to 14763 and encodes 4920 amino acids. Lineage: Eukaryota; Fungi; Ascomycota; Sordariomycetes; Hypocreales; Cordycipitaceae. Gene Ontology annotation, biological process: ribosomal large subunit assembly; rRNA processing. The transcript has a single exon. The record is from RefSeq and is a predicted model, not a curated record.
AUGGCCCUGAUCGAUGUAUCACGGCAGAGGAGGUCGCUCUUACAGGAUUCGACUGUUUUACACCAUCUGCCCGCCGAUUUACUGGUCGCGAUCCAGAGCCAGCCCUCCACAAGCCUGCUGGAUGUCGUCGCGCAGGCGGCUCUCAUUCCGACACUUACAGAUCGCGUAUAUGUGCAUUUUGAGAAUGUAUUUCCCGACAUUUGCGCACGCUGGGCUCUCGACGCAAAGUCGGACCUGCAGCGUAUAUAUGCUGUCUCCGCUGCAGCUAGAUUAUUACCAUUUAGCCCCGACCUCGCCACCUUUCUCCGAAGCCAGCCUGCUCGUGAGAGCUUCACCCAGUCCUCGCCGCUACGGCUGCAACCUCUGCAAUUAGACGACAUUUCAUCAAUCCUGGGCGAAUCAGACUUGAUUAAGUGCUUAUUGUCAACAUGGAGACUUCUGAGUUUUGAUCUGCGCGCAUUUAGCUCCAUUGUCUCUGCUGCGCUCAUGCAGCACCUGUUCGCCCAUGAUAGUCGCGCUGUCCGAUAUCUCGCCAUUCGUAUCUUCUGCCAGCUACUCUACGCCUCGGAUAAGAAGUUGGAGAACUUGAUACAAACGCACAUAGGUGAUGAAGCUAUUACCGCCGAAUUUGACGGCGUCCAAAUCGACUAUGGCUUUCUGUCACUGCACGAACAUGAGCGAGUGAAGAAGGUGCUUGCUUUGCGACAAGAAAUCUUGCAAGACAUCCAAGAACAAGAUACCACCGAAAAAAUCAUGCAACAAUCAACACCAUAUUCCGUCGCGUACGGACAUGUACUACUGCCACGCCCGUACGGCCCAACGGGCGAUCCGCCUAGCUUGGUCUUGACAGACACAACUAUGUCUAACCUGGAAAAUUUCGCAAAGCUGUUGCGUAACCCUGGGCCAAUCCUACUUCAUGGUGCUUCUGGAGUUGGAAAGACUGCACUAGUUCAGGAGAUUGCGACUCAACUUGGAAUGCAUUCUGGCAUCGUUACGCUACACCUGAAUGAACAGACUGACGCAAAAAUGCUCAUUGGCCUAUACUCCACCGAUACGAAGCCGGGCAGCUUUCAAUGGCGCCCAGGCGUGCUAACUACAGCCGUCAAAGAAGGAAGAUGGGUUCUCGUCGAAGAUCUUGACAGAGCACCGACUGAGGUCCUCAGCACGUUAUUACCGUUGAUCGAGCGCAAUGAACUCCUCAUCCCUAGUCGUGGAGAGACCAUUCGAGCAGCUAGCACCUUUCGUCUCCUCGCUACAGUCAGAACGUCACGAGGGUUAAACGGCCGCGAAAACUUGCCUUCAUUGGUUGGAAUGCGUUUCUGGCAAUCCCUCCACGCAGAACAGCUUACAGAUUCCGAGCUUGAGCGAGUUGUCGUCGAAACAUACCCUAUUCUUCGGAAAUACAUCGUUGGAAUUCUGGCUGUUCAUCGUCGGCUGGCCCGAUUGAGCAGCGCUCCUGUUGCGACCGCUCGUGGACGCAGCGUAAUGGAUAGACAGUCCAAUCUCCGAGAUCUGUUGAAGUGGUGUCGUCGCUUAAAAGAAUGUCUGCUGGUCGCAGGAUCGAAAACUGGAGAGGAGCCUAUCUCGGAAACAACCAGGGACUGGAUGUUCAUGGAAGCUGUGGAUUGUUUUCUGGGAAGCUGUCCAGAUGCUGAUUUGAGUAAGCAUCUGGCCUUUGCCAUUGCUGAAGAGAUGCACUUGUCUAGGGACCGGGCAGAGCAUUAUUUGACUGCCAAUAUACCCCCCCUAAACGAAAGCGAAACUCAGCUAGCGAUUGGCAGAGUAACCUUGAGGAAGAAGCGGGUUCAACCAAAGGCAGCCAAGCCGAAGCAGCCCUUUGCCAGUACUGUGCAUGCCAAGAGACUUCUUGAGCAGAUAGCCGUUGCUGUCAAGCUUGAGGAGCCAGUCCUACUGGUCGGUGAGACUGGUAUCGGCAAGACGACUGUUGUGCAGCAGCUGGCAGAUUCGCUAGGUAACAAGCUUAUUGCGGUAAAUCUUUCGCAACAGAGCGAGGUUGGAGAUCUUCUUGGUGGAUUCAAGCCGGUCAAUGUGCGAAGUCUUGCAGUUCCGCUCAAGGAAGAAUUUGAAGAUCUUUUCGACGCGACUGGUAUUUCGGCCUCCAAAAACCAAAAGUACUUGGAGCAGAUUGGUAAAUGCUUUGUCAAGUCUCAAUGGUCCAAGGUUGCAAAAUUGUGGAAAGAAGCACCUAAAAUGUUUGUCAAAAUCGUUUCAGAACUGGAAAAGGCUCAUGCCCAAGCUCAGAAGGAGAGACAAGACGAUUCUCAGCCAACAAAGCGAAGGAAAACACAGUCGAAGCUCCAAAGCCUGCUCGACCUGCGACCCCGAUGGGAGACUUUCACUCGAAAUCUUGAACAAUUUGAGGUUCAAAUCGCAGCAGGACCGGGUGGUUUUGCCUUUUCCUUCGUUGAAGGCAACCUUGUCAAAGCCUUGCGAAAUGGUGACUGGGUUCUCCUCGAUGAAAUCAACCUGGCGUCUCCAGAUACUUUGGAGAGUAUCGCAGACUUACUGACGGGGCCGAAUGAGCGACCUUCGAUAUUGCUUUCCGAGACUGGCGAAAUUCAAAAGAUUAUCGCGCAUCCCGAUUUCCGCAUUUUUGGUGCGAUGAACCCGGCGACAGAUAUCGGUAAAAGAGACUUGCCAGCCGGGAUCCGUUCCAGAUUUACUGAACUCUAUGUCAAGAGUCCGGACACGGACGAAAAGGACUUACUUCAAAUUAUCAAGACAUAUUUGGGCAGCACAAGCAACAAAAAUGAUAAAGCAGCCAACGAUAUUGCGAGACUAUAUCUCAACACCAAGAAACUGGCUGAGCAGAAAAGAAUCGUUGAUGGAGCCAACGAAGUUCCGCAUUUCAGUCUGCGAACCCUUACUCGUGUACUGACGUACGUCAAUACUAUUGGAUCUCUAUACGGCGUCCGUAGAGCAUUGUACGAGGGCUUCUCAAUGGGUUUUCUGACACUGCUUGACCGACAAUCCGAGGAUAUGCUAGUGCCGCUCAUCUACCAUCACUUGCUAGAUAGCCAUGGUGACCCACACUCCCUUUUAUCGCAACCUCCCAAGCAUCCUAAUGACGGUAGGAACUAUGUGAAGUUUCAAAAUAAGGCGCGCGAUCGACAAUAUUGGCUCUUUCAAGGAGACGAACAACCCGUGGAGAGAGCAGAUUACGUUAUUACACCGUACGUUGAGCGCAACUUGCUCAACCUCGUUCGUGCCACUUCUACACGAAGAUUUCCCAUCCUCAUCCAGGGUCCAACUUCCGCUGGUAAAACAAGUAUGAUCGAGUAUCUUGCUAAUUUCACUGGCAACAAAUUUGUACGAAUCAACAACCACGAACAUACAGACCUACAGGAGUAUCUCGGCACUUAUGUAUCUGGAUCAGACGGGAAACUCAGGUUCCAGGAGGGAGUUCUUGUUCAGGCGAUGAGACUUGGACAUUGGAUAGUCCUUGACGAACUGAAUUUAGCCCCCACCGAUGUCCUUGAAGCUCUCAACCGACUCCUCGAUGACAACCGCGAGCUACUUAUUCCCGAGACGCAAGAAAUUAUUCGACCGCAUGAGAAUUCUAUUCUUUUUGCGACCCAGAAUCCACCCGGUCUCUAUGGUGGACGAAAAGUUCUCUCGCGUGCUUUCCGGAAUCGUUUUUUGGAGCUGCAUUUCGACGACAUCCCAGAAGACGAGUUGGAGUUUAUUCUACAACAGCGCAGUCGUAAUACAUCCCCUCCUGACUGUCGCCGUAUCGUGUCCGUCUAUAAGGAGCUCUCCAGACUUCGCCAGACAAGUCGACUUUUUGAGCAAAAGGACAGUUUUGCUACACUUCGAGAUCUUUUCCGAUGGGCAUUACGCGAAGCAGAGACCCGCGAAGACAUUGCUGCGCAUGGGUUCAUGCUUCUCGCCGAACGAGUCCGUAAUGACGAGGAGAGAGAAGCUGUAAAGGAAAUUAUCGAAAGGGUAUUCAAGGUGAAGAUUGAUACUCGAAAACUGUACUCGGCGAAGGAUGCACCCGAAUUGAAGAGCUUUGCUGCCCAGCAGAAUGGCCAAGGAGUUGUCUGGACCCAUGCGAUGCGCCGACUCUACGUCCUGGUUUCGCGGGCACUGAAGAACAACGAGCCCGUUCUCCUCGUUGGCGAGACUGGUUGCGGCAAGACUACUGUUUGCCAGCUUCUCGCGGAAGCUCUCAAGAAGGAGCUGCAUAUUGUAAACGCUCACCAAAACACGGAAACUGGAGAUUUGAUUGGCUCUCAGCGACCUGUUCGCAAUCGCGCAGCCAUUCUUGAUGCACUCGAUAAGGAUCUUACUCUCGCCCUCUCACUCGCAGGCAUCGCUAUUCCUGCAUCACCUGAGGAAAAGUACCAGCUUUAUCAAUCUCAGGCCAUUAAUAAUGACAAAGUCAACAGAGAGCUGAAGGACCAAAUUGCAAGCAAUGUCACGAGAAGCAAGGCCCUCUUUGAGUGGUCUGAUGGCGCUCUAGUUGAAGCCAUGAAGGACGGACAAUUCUUUCUACUGGAUGAGAUUUCUCUCGCAGACGACUCCGUACUAGAGCGUUUGAACUCGGUUCUCGAGCCUCAAAGAACGCUACUCUUAGCCGAAAAGGGCAGUAAUGAUGCCUUCGUGGUUGGCGCGCCUGGCUUCCAAUUCUUCGCGACCAUGAAUCCCGGUGGUGAUUUUGGCAAAAAGGAACUUUCACCGGCUCUUCGAAAUCGUUUCACUGAGAUUUGGGUUCCCCAGCUGUCGGGUGAUGACGAUAUUUACGAAAUCAUCCACACAAAACUCAAGGAUGAUGUUAAGCCGGCUACCAAAGCGAUUAUUGAUUUUGCAGUCUGGUUUAGCGCCACUUUCCGGCCCAUGGCCACCACACCAUUUUCGAUUCGUGAGAUUUUGGUCUGGGUUCAAUUUAUGAAUUCAGCUUCCUCGAGCAAUAUGCCCUUUGCGCUGGUCCAUGGCGCGUCGGCUAUCUUCAUUGACAGCAUUGGCGCGAAUCCUUCUGCGAUGCUUGCUACAGAUACCCAGGCUACCCAAAGGCAGCGACAGCAGUGCCUUGACAAAUUGACAGAACUCAUUGGCGAAGAUGCCUCGCAAAUCUAUGAUCCUGAGCCGGAGUUCAAGGUAACGCCAGACAGCCUGGCCAUCGGCGCAUUCAGUAUCCCUCGCGCUCCGGAUGCUUCGCCGCUUGCAGAAUUUGCCUUCCACGCCCCAACUACGAGAAGAAAUACCAUGCGAGUCGUCCGAGCCCUGCAGAUGUGCAAGCCAAUACUUCUCGAGGGCAGCCCCGGUGUAGGAAAGACUUCUCUUGUCGCUGCUCUAGCCCAUGCUUGCGGCCAGCCGCUCACUCGAAUCAACCUGUCAGACCAGACUGAUCUCAUGGAUCUUUUUGGUACCGAUGUGCCUGUUGAAGGAGCCGAGGCGGGUAACUUUGCAUGGCGUGAUGCUCCCUUUCUGCAAGCGAUGCAGAAGGGUGAAUGGGUUCUCCUUGAUGAGAUGAACCUGGCGUCGCAAUCUGUGUUGGAGGGACUUAACGCAUGCCUGGAUCAUCGUGGUGAAGUAUACGUGUCGGAGCUCGACCAAGUUUUUAAGCGCCACCCCGAUUUCCGCCUUUUUGCUGCGCAAAAUCCUCACCAUCAGGGCGGUGGCCGCAAGGGACUACCCGCAUCCUUUGUCAAUCGUUUCAUUGUCGUCUAUGCAGACGUGUUCACCGAUGAGGAUCUCAGGCUGAUCGCAUCUCACAAUUUUCCAAGCUUGCCCGUCGACCUGGUCAGCAACCUGAUUCGGUUCGUCACUGACAUGGACAAGCAACUUGUGUUGGAUCGCUCGUUUGGUGCACAGGGCGGACCCUGGGAAUUCAAUCUGCGUGAUGUCCUCCGCUGGCUGCAUCUGCUCAAUUCUUCCGACCCUGUUCUUCAGCAAGGCCAGGCCGACGAUUUUCUAGACAUCAUGGUUCGGCAACGCUUUCGCUUGCCGCAGGAUCGAUCCGAAGUCACUAAGCUCUACACUCAAGUUUUCGGAGCUGAACCGCGCAGCCACAGUCUUUACCACGAUCUGAAUGCCGAGUCUAGCCAAGUUGGCCUCGCACUACUUCCUCGAAACGCCUCCUCGCAACCUGAGCGUUUGCCACCCAUCAACAUUGUUCCGCGCCUGCCUGAGCUUGAGUCUCUCAUGAUUUGUGUCAAGCAAAAUAUUCCUUGCAUUCUCACUAGCCCCUCAGGCCACGGAAAAACGGCCUUGUUGGAGUAUGUCGCGGCUUUAUCAGGGAAGCCGCUUGUUGUAUUCCCAAUGAAUGCAGAUAUCGACACUAUGGACCUUGUAGGUGGCUUUGAGCAAGCUGAUCCUCUUCGAGAAGUUAAUGCUGCUAUUCGCGACUUGCGCGCCUUUCUCCAUGACUCCAUCAUGGCAAUGAUACCGAAUAAUCUUCCCGAUUCUGUUCUUGUUCUACUAUACGAGAUCGACAACUUUUCUGGAAAUCGCGAUGAAAUUACUCGUAUUCAGUUCUCCAUCACCUCGCUUCUUCAGGAGCUCCCUGCCAAUUCAGAUGUGGGCGUUCAUCUUUCCAAAGUUGCUGCACUUCUCGAGCAGCCACUGGUGCUUGAGAACCCUAGAUUUGAAUGGCUCGACGGAGUCAUUAUCAAGGCUUUAGAAUCCGGCCAGUGGCUGGUCCUGGAUAACGCUAACCUUUGCAACGCAUCGGUGCUGGAUCGACUCAACUCGCUUCUGGAGCCCAAUGGCUUCCUCAGUGUGAAUGAGCACUGCGGGCCAGGAGGUGAACCACGCCUUGUGAGACCCCAUCCAGACUUCAGAAUCUUUCUCACCGUGGAUCCAAGAUAUGGCGAGCUUUCUCGCGCCAUGCGUAACCGAGCCGUGGAAAUCUAUCUAUGCGAUAGCCCUCCAAGUGUGGAUUCCAGUCUCCAAUACAUCGCGCCGGUUGAGAGCACUCUGCAGAGAUACCUGUCAGCUCUGGACAUCUCGCAGCGGCUAGAGCAGGACAACAAGCCCUCUGAUGCUUUGCGAAUCUCUUUGCAGAACACUAGCCUUCAGGAUUUAGCAAUUCUCUUGCGCUUUACAAACGAGUUUUCGCAAGAGUCAUCUCUGUCAGCUCAUCUGCAGCAGUUUGUCAAGUUCCUCCAGUCUCCCCACGGCUCUGACGCCCGAAAGAGCGUCUCGGACCUAUAUUCGAAACUCCCUGAUGUUCUUGCCGGCGGUACAGCCCAAUCUCAGCCUGUCCACCCAAUGAACAACUAUACUGUCUCGCGCCUUGCGCAAAAUGGAAAUUCGGCAGAGUGGACUUCGACAAUAUACGAUACCUGUACGGAGCUGUUUAGCGUUCAGCAGUCCAUUGACCAGCACAAGUCUCUGGCUCGGACAUCGAAACUCGGCGCUUUGAACAGGCUGCAGCGAUCGCUCAUCAGCGAUCGUGUUGCUGCUGUGUCAAAGGACUCUACCGUGAGGUUGGCAGCCUUUAUCGAUGCCGUGCUGAGUGCUAUUCGUGCAUACCUUAGCCAAGCGCCGUCGAACGAGCAUCAGAUUUCUACCAGAUUCUUAAGUCUGAUAUGGAACUACAUUUUGCGAACAAUUGCUUUGGCUACUGAGGAGACCUUGGAUGAAGCCAAGUUCCAGGCUCACUUAACACAGGGCACAAGAUUACUCAAGAAGCAGCUUGCGAAAAUUGAAUCCCCAUCCAUUACUGCCCUGGCCUCACAUAUCCUCGGAAAGCUACAAAGCGACUUCGCCAGUGGAUUCAAGCUAUCAACGGGCCUAAGCAUGGAGCAGCUCUGGAAUACACUUCGGCCUCUUCCCAUCCCUAAUAAGUUCGUCUAUGAUGAGGUAUUGAAAUUGGAUCGGCUAGUAACAAGAUUUGAUGAGCUACGAUGGAAGACAAGAGCCAGCAUUCCCGAGCUCGCCAAGGCUCAGCAGACUUUGGAGCAAGCAUACACCAUCGUGCGUUCGGGUGCCAACAGCUCCGACGAACUUGUGCGAGAGCUUUCUGCCGUCGUUGAAUCGCUCGAGAGUCAAAUUGGGGACGAAACAGGGAAGCGAGUGCCAUUCUUUGCCUCGCAGUUUGAGAGUCUCAGACAAAUCGACAUGCUGCGCGCUAAGCCCACUGCUGAGGCAGGAAAUUAUGAGCUCUGUAUCUUGUCCGAUAUUUCCACUAGAGCCCGGUUGAUGCUCGCAACCACGAGUGGUCCUGCGUCCUGGCUUCAGUACAUUGACUGCUUGGCCUAUCAAGACCAGUAUCCUUGGGACGGCCGCCUGAUGCUGUCCACUUGGGACAAGCUCAACAACAUCAGCUCAGUCACUCUCAACUCCUUCCAACUGCUCGAAACUGAACUGCCAGCCUUGGGUCGACAAAUGGCACAAAUGACCUCCGACAUCUCCGCCGACCCGACUGUUCAGCUAAACAGGGUGCUGCAAAUCCUGCUGCUUGACAUUUUUGCAAGUCACGGCGAAACGUCUCGUGCUCUCGGUUUAGAAUUAUUUUCCAGGGCAUCACAAUUCAGCACCACAAUGGACGGCUGUGACAACGCCUUGCGAGAUGCUUGCUCCGCGACUGAACACAUACCUGCUCAUUUCAUAGAGACUGUUCUUGAGCACUUCAUUCCUUCUAUUGUUGGUGUUGCUACUUCGAACAUUUCUGGUCCCCAGAGCACGCUGCAAUCCGGCCUGGCUUGGGUUCAGUUCACUAUCGGCCUUACAAAGCUCUAUGUCCCCGACCGUAUCCUUGAUCCUCAGCUCAGCCCUAUGAUGGAACGCGAAUUCUUUGAGCAGCUAGAAACUUUCUUGCGCGAGAAACUCUCACACAUCCAGGUCUUUGACGAAAUCUUUGCUGGCCAGCUCUCAAGCGCCAGACAGCAGCUUCUGAUCGACGAAAUCAACCAGCUGGACCCGCUUCCUGAAGAGGUCGUUGCUGUCUUCAGACCUGAACGGUCCGAAUUGAGCCAGAUACACGCCGAAUUCUCCAACGUCCUGAAGGCCAUCGUAGGCUCUGAUAUUAUCACGAAUUUGCAGUCUGAUGCGAGCUCCACCGACAGCGAGACCGGCCUCGCCCUAUUGAAAGAAAACAUCAUGAGACUGCUUGACCGCCUCGGGGCACGUUUCCAGGCAUACCAGGAUAUCACACGGCCGGUCUCAAGUCUCUUGCGCUGCUUCCUGGUCGGACUUUCACUUUGCAAAGCCUCAAAUGCUGCGAAGCUGGCCAGCCCUAUCCAUGCUAUAGCGAAUGCCACUCCCUUCUUUGGAGGUCUACAAAUCAGCGGACUUGCUACAGAGUCAGACAAGUCAUUCGAAUUCCUCGACGUUGUGAACAGCAAAGUUGCCAUCAAUGGGCAGUCGGAGCUCGACGAUGAGUCACGACAGCGAGUCUUUGAAACUUUCCACUCAUUCUUUGACGACUGGAGCAAACGCCUCGAAGCGGAUCGGAAAGAGGAAGCGGCCAGGACAAGCAUGUACCGCUUCCGUGGCUCUCUGGAAGACGAAGAAGAGGUGGAUGCUGAAGAGUUCAACGAACUGUUCCCCUCGUAUGACGAUGAGCAAUCCCCUAUCAAGCCAAGCAAGAAUAAGGACGAGGUUCGCGAGACGUCCUUGAAGGUUGCAGAGAUUCACAAGAAACUCUUCUUGAAGAGUGACGGGCCUUCAGCGGCUCUUCGCGGCAUGUGCUUCAGUAUUUGCAAUCGCAUUGUGCGCGAAUCCGAGGGCCACUCCAACCUCGAUAGAGAUUUGUCGAGCAAACUUGUCGUGCCUGUGGUCCUCUUGCUAAGUGAAAAGGUGCAUGAGCUUCAAACACCGCCGACAGACAAAACCUACAACUUCUACACGCACGCAAACCUUAAUGAGGCGCGUCAAUUGGUUGCAAUUGUGCAUGAUAUUCGGGCCAAGUUCCGAGAGCUGCAGAUGGUCGAUGAAAUUGGCCAUAUGCAGCCCUUGGCCGAUGUCAUUCAGGCAUGUGACGGAGUUUUGGAAAUUGUUCACGCCGAGCCCCUUGCCAAGAUUACUCACAAGGUAGAGCAUUUGCAUGCCCUCGUUUAUGAGUGGCAGUUUGGAGGCUGGGCCAGCCAGAAGUACGGCGUCUUGAACCUGCACAAUGCCCUGACGGCAACAAUUAUCCGCUGGCGCAGACUUGAGCUGUCUACAUGGGGGAAUCUCUUUGAUAUGGAGAAGACCAAGUGCGAGGAGGACGCAUACUCAUGGUGGUUCAUCGCCUAUCAAGUUAUUAUUGCCGUGCCACUCUCAAUGGUAGACUCGAAACCUGAGCUGCAAGCAUAUGCGACGUCUCUUCUACAAACCUUGGAGUCAUACUUCUCUACAUCAAUCGUGGGCCAAUUUCGCACGCGAGUCUCUCUCCUCAGACAGCUUUUGGCUCAUUUGCAGGCCUUGGUUCAAGAUUAUCCUAAUCUUGCAAUUAUCACGCAGGCUGUUGCCAAUUUUCUUGCUUUCUAUGCAAGAUUCGAAACUGUUGCGGAUAAGACAAUUACAAUCGGCCGUGCUCCGAUUGAGAAGAAAAUGAAGGAUGUGCUACUUAUGGCUAGCUGGAAGGACACGAACAUCAAUGCUCUCCGCGAGAGUGCCAAGAAGUCCCAUCUCAAGCUUUUCCGUCUCGUGCGCAAGUUCCGUGGCGUUCUGGGCCAAGAAAUGAGGAUCCUGAUCACGCAGGGUCUGCCCGAUGAAACAACAUUCUCAGGAACCGCCAGCAUCGCACAUAGUGGCGAGCAUGGUGUCCCAACUGAGAUGCUGGCCCUGCUGGAGUCAAAUGCUCCUGGUUGGCUUGCCAGCCACAAGCGCUUAGCCAACGUUACGAAGACGGUCUCUGUGAUGAACAGCAUUGCCAAUAGUCCUCAAAUCACCGGAACUGUCGCCGAAAACCUCGAAUCGUAUAUAUCUAGCUUGGAAGAAUCUAUGGCGGAGCUUCGCAAAGAAACCCCCGUGCUUCUUACCGAGGAGAACAAGACAGAAGUGAAGCAUCUGAAGACGAGAAAGCGCAAGCUCUUUGCUGACACCUUGCGAGAGCUGCGCAACAUGGGACUCCGACAUAACCUUGCUCAAGAACCUCUCGCGGAGCAAGAUUCGUUGGCCGUCGUACUAGCAUCUGGUGCGAACAUCACUUUAACUAGCUCUGCCUCAAUCGGCGAAGCAGAAUACUAUUUCCACAAAAUGCUAGACCUGGCGCCCAAAGUCCGCGAGUCGGCCCGCGAUCACUCGGAAGAUCUGACUUCUGCCGAAGUCACUCGCAGCAUCGGUUUCGUUGAAGGCUUCAUCUACCUCACCAGAGCGCAGCGGCGAAGCAUCGCUACAACCACUCGCACUCUCUCUUUUCUCCAGAGUGCUGUGGCCUCGUUCACUGAGCUGCGGCAUUUCGAGAAGCUUGGAAAAAUCCAGAACCGGGAUUCAGAUAGCAAUAUCGAGACCCUGCUGCCUUGGGUCUUGCAGCUACUGAGAUUCGGCAUCAAGCUCGUGCACUCUCACGGAAAGCUUCUCGGCAAAGGUCACGAUUCAGUCAUUGAAAGGCUCGGAGUCUGGGCGGAACGCUUCGAUGGAUACCUCAAGACUCUGCACGCACUACCAAGUUUGCCGACAAACCUCACGUCAGAGUCGUACGAAAUACUGCACACAGAUAUCUCGAACGCAUUGGUUCAGCUGCGCACCGAGCUAGCAGAGAUGAUGCAACAAUCGCCCAAUCUGUCCUUCGUUCUUCGCUACAUCUCAAGUUUGUCGAAUGUCGAGACCAAGCCAACAGAUCUCGAGCUACCGAAUAUCCCUCUAGCCAAGUUCGGGGCCAUUCUGGCAAGGCUCAGUGACACCAUGUUGGUCGCUAUAGAGGCGGCUAAGAAAAGGGCUUCUGAGGUUUCGACAAACGAAGAGGAGCCAAGCUGGUUCAUGAACCACAACGAUGGUCUAUUCUCAGUGAUUAAGACACUUCGCAUGGAUGGAUUCGCCAAGAGCAUCGAACAGUCGCUGCAAUUGCUCGAGCAACUGGAUUUGAGCUCAACAUCAACAAGUAGCGCAGCCAGUGGUAUGAUCGCAGUUGUCUCGCCAAUCCUACAAGAAUUUGUCUUCUUUUGUCAGAAAGCGGUUGAAAAUGCCCUGAAGGUGCAUAGAUCUACAGCGCAUAUGGGAUUCAUAUUGACGCGUACGUUUACCCAAAUCGCUAACCAAGGGUUCUGCACCCCUCAAGAAAAAUCAGACGAAACUUCUGGAGAAGGCAAAGUCGAAGCCGGUACUGGGCUUGGCGAUGGUGAAGGUGCCGAUGAUAUCAGCAAGGAUGUCCAACCCGACGAAGACCUUACGGAACUCGCGCAAGAGAAGAACAAAGAAGACAGUGGUGAGAUGGAGGACGAGAAGGAUGCUGUUGAUAUGGCCGAUGAAGAACUCGAGGGCGACAUGGGCAGUGUGGACGGCGCUGACGAGGAUGAAGAAGAUGGAUCUAAGAAUGGGGAGGAAGAAGAGGAGGAAGAAAAUGAUAUGGAUGAGGAAGCUGGCGAUGUUGAUGACUUGGAUCCUACUGCUGUUGAUGAAAAGAUGUGGGAUGGUGAAGAUGAGGAGAAGGCCGACAAGGAUCAACAAGGAGAUACAGCGCAGGGGCAGAAGAAGGAUGACGACCCGGUCCCUGACGAGACCAAUCCCAGCAAGGAAGAAGCCGAAAAGGAGGCGGAUGGUGACGACAAGGAUGAUCCACAAGAGAAAGAGGAAGAAGCCGAAGAUGAAGAGGAAGAUGUCCAAGCGCAGGAAGAGCUCAACAAGCAAGACCAGAAUGUCCAAGAACAGGAAACGCUUGCGCUACCUGAAGAAAUGGAUCUGGAUUUGAAGGACGAGGAAGAAAUGUCCGGUGACGAGGACAUUGACGAUCUCUCCGACAUUGAUAAAGAAGAGCCUGUCCCUGAACAGCAGGAGGACAUUGCGGAAGGAGAUGAUGAAGAUGCUGGUGAUGAGACGCAGGAAAAGCCAACGCAGCCCGAGGGAGGUGAAGAAAGUGACAAAGAAGAAGAGCCAGAGGAGGACAUUGACGCCGUUGGCGAAGAUGAAGUCGACGAAGAGGUUAAAAAAGAGCCGGAGCAGGACGAGAAAAUGGACGAAGAGCAGCAAGAGAAUACCCAGAAUCAGUCUGAUCCCACAAAUGCAGCUGAGCUCGACAAUGCUGCCCCAAGCGAUGUGAAGAGCUCUGCACAGGAUCAGAACAAGGAUGCCAUGGAGUUGGAUGAGCAAUUCCAAGCCAACGCAGCGGAGCAAAACGAGGGUGAUAUGGGAGAGGCUGGUGCAGACGAGGCUACCAGCUCCGGAAACAAGGGCGCCAUUUCCCGAGCCGAAAAGUCGGCCGAGCAGCAAGAGGAGGAUGCAGCAGAGCCUGACACGGCGCGCAAUGACCCAUUCAAGAAGCUUGGUGAUGCUUUGGAACGCUGGCACCGUCAGCAAUCUGAUAUCAAGGAGGCUCAACCAGCCGAAGACGUCAAGCAAGAGAAGGUCGAUCAGCCUGAUGAGCAGGCGCAGCGAGAAUUCCAGCAUCUCCAAGACGACAGCACUGCACCUGAUACUCAGGCCAUGGGCACCGCAGACAAUGAAGACGUCCAGCCAAUGGAUGAAGCCAUGGCCAUUGAUGAAGAGAAGCAGGAUCCCGAGAGCCGUGUCACCGAGGGCGCUGAUGAUCAAGAGCCAGAGGAGGUCCCCGACGAGAUGGACACCACAGACGCAGAGGGCACCAAGGCCGACAAUGAGCGAGAAGAUGACGGUCGAUCUGGCGUCAAGACGCGCCAGGGCAACUACGACAGAGAGCCGACGCCCGAAGAGGAUGGCGUUGAGAAGGAAGAGUCGGACGAAGAUGACUCGCUUCAAAAUGCCUCUGAGAAGCUCUCUAUUACACACAUUUCUGACGAGGACCGUCCGUUGCGAGACUUUGGCGAGUGCCUACAGGAGUGGUCCGACUUCCAGACAAAAACACACAGCCAUUCGCUCUCUUUGACGUCACAGCUGCGCCUCAUCCUCACGCCUUCCCAGUCAACCAAACUUUCCGGCGCCUUCCGCACCGGCAAGCGCCUCAACAUCAAGCGCAUCAUCCCCUACAUUGCCUCUAGCUACAAGCGCGACAAGAUCUGGAUGCGGCGCAGCAUCCCCACCAAGCGCACGUACCAGAUUAUGCUCUGCGUCGACGACUCGAGGAGCAUGGGCGAGUCCUCGUCCGGCACGCUCGCCAUGGAGUCCCUCGUCAUGGUCUCGCGCUCCCUCAGCAUGCUCGAGGUCGGGCAGGUCGGGGUCCUCGGGUUUGGCGCCGACGUCUUCACGGCACAUGCGCUCUCGGAGCCCUUUUCCGCCGACGCGGGCGCCAAGGUGCUGCAGCGGUUCUCGUUUUCGCAGGACCGCACCGACAUUGCGCAGCUGAUUCGGCAGACGGUGGACCAUUUCCGCCUGGCGCGGCAGCAGGUCGGCAGCGGCAGCGCCGGCGCGGAUCUCUGGCAGCUGGCGCUGAUUCUCUCCGACGGGCUCACGCCGUCGUCAGCGCACGACGAGAUUCGCAGGCUGCUCCGCGAGGCGAUGGAGGAGCGCAUCAUGGUCGUCUUCAUCAUCAUGGACGACAGGGAUAAAAAGGUGGGCGACAGCGUGCUGGAGCUCAAGGAGGCCAAGUUUGUCAGCGAGGGCGGCGAGAGCAAGGUCGUCAUUGAGCGAUACCUUGAUACCUUUCCGUUUCAGUACUACCUGAUUGUUCACAACUUGGAGGAGCUUCCGAGUGCGCUGGCUGGGCUGCUACGGACUUGGUUCGCCGAGGUCAAUUCAUGA